Molecule: messenger RNA, 975 nt
Organism: Bipolaris oryzae ATCC 44560
Lineage: Eukaryota; Fungi; Ascomycota; Dothideomycetes; Pleosporales; Pleosporaceae
Exons: 1
Coding region: 1-975 (324 amino acids)
Source: RefSeq, a predicted model, not a curated record
AUGAAGCAACACUGGCCUUUCCCCCCCUUCCUCCUUCCUUUCGUCAUCGCCCUCGCUUUUGAUGUUCUUGUCGUAUUUCGUUGCUCUUCUUCACCAAGAUCUGGCCGACUAAGCUACGGACUCAUCAUGGCUUACUACAUGAUGCCAACAGGCACAUUUCCCUUACUAAGAUGCGUGCCUCUGUAUAUUCCUGUGUCUUCAAAGCGUGACCAAGAAGCGCCUUCGCAAACAAGUUGCAGUGGCGAAACAAUCCCAAGAUGGAGGACUGACCCUAAUCAAAUCCCACCACCCUCGAGUCAGAGUGAAAAGUCGAAUUACAAACGCGAUACGCAGACAUCACUACGCCGAUUUUUGGGAGCUAUGAAAUCAUCAAAAACAAUCAAGCAGUCUUCGGCAUCGUCAUGGCAUCGUGUUGCUCAUCCGCCCACUUCAGAACGGUCUCUCAUCGAACCUUGUUCUCGUGACCCGAGGCAUGCAAGCAGCGCAAAACACACCGAGGCAGACGCAAUGGUCUACGAUGCUAAAAGGUUCGACCAGAUUGUUCUGCCUCUCCACUAUCACUCCCAUCCAGAGUCUCUUCAACAUCAGUUCCUCCAGGUCACAUGCCGCCCCGAUGACGAGAAAAGCGAUGGCUUUCCUCCACGAUACGCCGCGCUCGACCCCAACCCUUUCUCCAGCACCACAAAAAACAGUCAUGAUUUACCAAACACACACAAACCCGUCACCAAGCACAAAAAGAGUCUAAAAUCCACAGCCAAAAGGAUGAAGAUGAAUGUGCUCAAAGUAAUCCAAGACAUACCUUCGGUGGCUAAAGUGGCUCAUGCCCAAAUGAACAAGAAAAUCAACAAGAGUAACAGAAACACGAGUGGGGAGAACAUUGGGUUGUAUGGAAAGCUUGCCGAUCGAGAGGAUGAGUUGGAGUCGAAACUCACUCUAGGAGCCAAGAAAAAGCUACAGGAUGUCGGGGGAUAUUAG